AGUGACAGCCGGAGGCCCGGCGCCCGGCGCGGGGCUAGGUGACAGCCGAGGCGGCGGCGGCGGCGGGCGGGACACAGGGAGCGGCGGCGCCGACGGCAGCGGGAAGGGAAGGGCGUGCUGCCGGGAUUGGGCCUCUCUGGUGGCGCGGAGCCCCAGAAGCCCGGGAACGGGCGGCGCGCGCAGUGUGCGGGUCGGGCACCCGAACUUGGGAGAAGUUGCCGGAACCACGGGGCGCAGGCGGCGGACGGAUUGACCUUCAGAGCGAGGGAGCCGCCGGCCACCAUGGCAUCGCGUAUCGGGCUGCGUAUGCAGCUCAUGCGGGAGCAGGCGCAGCAGGAGGAGCAGCGUGAGCGGCAGCAGCAGGCGGCCAUGGUCCAGUUCCUGCAGCAGCAGCAGCUCGGGGCCUCCCCCUCGCCCGCCAUCAGCACCCCUGUGCCCUUCCAGGCGCCGCCACCUGUGCCCGGUGAGGUGCUCAAGGUGCAGUCCUAUCUGGAGAACCCCACCUCCUACCACCUGCAGCAGUCCCAGCAUCAGAAGGUGCGAGAGUACCUGUCCGAGACCUACGGGAACAAGUUCGCAGCCCGGAUCAGCCCGGCCCAGGGUUCCCCAAAGCCCCCGCCUGCCGCCUCCCCAGGGGUGCAUGCUGGGCAUGUGCUGUCCACCUCGGCUGGCAACAGUGCACCCAACAGCCCCAUGGCCAUGCUCCACAUAGGCUCCAACCCCGAGAAGGAGUUUGAUGACGUCAUCGACAACAUCAUGCGGCUGGACAACGUGCUGGGCUACAUGAACCCGGAGCUCCAGAUGCCCAACACGCUGCCCCUGUCCAGCAGCCACCUGAACGUGUACAGCAGCGACCCCCAGGUCACAGCCUCCCUGGUGGGGGUCACCAGCAGCUCCUGCCCCGCUGACCUGACCCAGAAGCAGGAGCUCACAGAUGCUGAGAGCCGGGCGCUGGCCAAGGAGCGGCAGAAGAAGGACAAUCACAACCUCAUUGAAAGGAGGCGGAGGUUCAACAUCAAUGACCGCAUCAAGGAGCUAGGAAUGCUGAUUCCCAAGGCCAACGACCUGGACGUGCGCUGGAACAAGGGCACCAUCCUCAAGGCGUCCGUGGACUACAUCCGGCGGAUGCAGAAAGACCUGCAGAAGUCUCGGGAGCUGGAGAGCCACUCGCGGCGCCUGGAGAUGACCAACAAGCAGCUCUGGCUGCGCAUCCAGGAGCUGGAGAUGCAGGCGCGGGUGCACGGUCUCCCCACCACCUCGCCGUCGGGCGUGAACAUGGCCGAGCUGGCCCAGCAGGUGGUGAAGCAGGAGCUGCCCGGCGAGGAGGCCCCUGGGGAGACGCUGAUGCUGGGGGCCGAGGUGCCCGAGCCCGAGCCACUGCCGUCGCUGCCUCCCCAGGCCCCGCUGCCCCCUCCCGCCGAGCCCCCGUCCCCGUUCCAUCACCUGGACUUUAGCCACAGCCUGAGCUUUGGGGACGGGGGUGAUGAGGGCCCCUCGGGCUACCCCGACCCCCUGGGGCCCGAGCAUGGCUUCCCCAACCUGUCCAAGAAGGAUCUGGACCUCAUGCUGCUCGACGACUCCCUGCUGCCGCUGGCCUCCGACCCCCUGUUCUCCACCAUGUCCCCCGAGGCCUCCAAGGCCAGCAGCCGCCGCAGCAGCUUCAGCAUGGAGGAGGGCGAUGUGCUGUGACCCCAGUGGCCCCGCACAUGGUGGGGGACGGGCCUUGUCCCUCCCUCCUUCCCUUCUUACCCGGCCGCACUCCUGUGUGAAGCAGCCGCUUGCCUGCCCACUGUGCCCCCGUGGCCCCUCUUUGGACUUCGUGCCCACCCGGCAGCCCAGGGGUCCGGACACAGCACCCCCAGGGGCAGCCCUGUCACUGGACUAGAGGGGUGGGGAGGAGAGACGGAGCGGCCUGGGUAGCAACAGCCCUGUCCCGGCCCUGGGUGCCAGGUGCUGGGCAGCAGGGAGGUUCGGGGGGCUUCUGUGUAGCGGCAUCUGCCGGGGCACUCAGGCUCACUUUCUGGGGCCUCCCUGGCCAUAAGCCAGCCCCCAGCCUGGUCACCCCGCAGGUGGGCACCUACCCGCCUUUGGUGCUAACAGCUCUCCCUAUGGGGUGAGGGUGGUGUGGCUGGAAGAGCGGGCUGGGUUCGGAGCUGAGUGGGAUCGCUGCCAGCAGAGCAGCUCCCCUCUCUCCGGACCCCCACUUUGUGCCUUUAGUAAACACUGUGCUUUGUA
This is a messenger RNA of Cavia porcellus (domestic guinea pig), 2235 nucleotides long. RefSeq names its product transcription factor EB (gene Tfeb). Gene Ontology annotation, biological process: regulation of transcription by RNA polymerase II; positive regulation of DNA-templated transcription; humoral immune response. Bases 283 to 1689 code for a protein of 468 amino acids. Gene Ontology annotation, cellular component: nucleus. Gene Ontology annotation, molecular function: protein dimerization activity; DNA-binding transcription factor activity, RNA polymerase II-specific; RNA polymerase II cis-regulatory region sequence-specific DNA binding. The record is from RefSeq and is a predicted model, not a curated record. The transcript is spliced from 9 exons. NCBI's taxonomy places the organism in Eukaryota, Metazoa, Chordata, Mammalia, Rodentia, Caviidae.